Molecule: messenger RNA, 1551 nt
Organism: Venturia canescens
Lineage: Eukaryota; Metazoa; Arthropoda; Insecta; Hymenoptera; Ichneumonidae
Exons: 3
Coding region: 634-1224 (196 amino acids)
Source: RefSeq, a predicted model, not a curated record
UUUCAUAUUCUCAUAAAAAAACUUCAGUCCAGUUUUUCAUGCAAGCAUUUAUAUGAUGAAUAUACAAAAAAUCCACUCCAUAAAUGUUUUUUUUCUUCAUUUUGUAAUUCUACUUUGAAAAAUUCAACUACACUAUCAGAUUUAUGAUAAAAAUUAGGUCAAACAUCUGUUCCGUAACGCAUAUAAGAGGGUAAGCGAAAAAAGUAAGGUUAACAUAAUUCCACACGUUCGAAAUAGAAAGAGAAAAACUGAAUUAAGAAAUUUCGAAAUCGGUAGCUCCCGAAAUUGAGUAUUGAGCAGAUGCAAGUACGCGAAAGUGUUUUUAACACGAACGAAUGAAUUGAAUACAGAAUCUGAUAACACAGAGGCCCAAUUUUAAUUUUUUCCCCCAUUUACACACAAAUCAAUCUUUGCCGCGGUGGUAAGAAAACAAUUAGUAGCAGAGGAGAAAAAUGAUUUCGUCUGGCUGCUGUAUUCAAGCGGUUCAUUUACUCAUGUCACCACCUCAUCAUUAUUCGUAAUCGAUUGGUUAGAUUGUGAUUGUUGCUAAUUAAACGUUCUGUCAGUGUCAAAAUUGAACAUAUCUUGUUACUGAUUUGUUUAGAAUUAUUGUGUGAUAAAAAAUCAUUGAAGAUGAUACUCCCGUUGGAUUACAUAUCGAACAGCAUUGUUUUUAUGCUUCUAAAUUUCACUAUUGCCAUGUACACAUUCCGACGAAUAGAAGGUGACAUUGGAAAAGAGCUCUACGUAACCCACAAUUUAACAAAAAUCAGUUCGAAAAUGGCCAUGAUUUUGCGACGUUUCAAUGCAUUGGAAGAAGGUGUCAUCGAGCUGGUUCGCAUGGAGCACAACACGGAGAGCAUAAAAAUCGAGACGCCGAGUGACAUAAACACCGAGGUGAAGAAGAUUCUCGUGGCAGCAAGAAAGAAAGAGCGAAUUAAUACGGGCGAGCGUCCAAAAACGCCGAAAAAAAUAAAAAUAUCAACGUCAACGUACCACGCUGUGAACGAGUCUCAAGUGCAAAAUCCUUUGACGAAGUUUUCUGCCAUCCAACCAUCGAGCCGUGGUAAAAUCGAUUUUUUGGAAAUCUCUAAUUCCACGAUGUCCAAGGGUGAGAAUCGAAGCUCACUGGAAAAGCCGCUCGUGAAAUUAUUGACUGAAAAAAAAAUGGAAAACCUUUCGCAGCCCAUUGGCUUUCGGCCGUCUUGGAAAUGCGAAUCGUAAAAGUGAUGAGAUUUUUUCAUAUUUCCAUGUCCUCAUACACCCACAUUUUUCCUUAACUCAUUCAGUUAAAGGGAAUCGAAGUAUGUAAAGAACUAAUCGAAAUACUCGCUGCGCUAUGCCAUUGUUCAAGUUCGUUUUAUUAUUAACAUCUUCAUAAUACAUCAUAUAAUUCAUAAAAUACGUACAAAUUAAUGCAUCGCCAACAUCGAUAAUCAAAGUUCAGGUUCCUUCUCCACUGGGAUCGUCUUCCCUCGUUCGAGAGCUCACAAUUCAACAAUAAUGCGUCACAAUAAUUAAUAACUUCAAUUUUGUACGUAGAUUUAUUAA